CUCUCCUUGCUCUCCUGUUUCAGUCAGUCUGUCUGCCCUCUAGCGUAGUAUUCUCCUUUCACUCACCACUAUUCAUCACCAUCUAGGAUACAUUUACACAAACCCACGCAGGUAGACAGACUACUGUCCUAGUGGACUGAAGUGUUUUACGUUUGGGCUGAUAGAUACAGAUAUAUGUGCAUUACCUUGGAAAGAACUAGAAAGUGGGGAUCUGUAGCAGUGCUGUUGAAGGUGAAGUUUUCCCCUCCACUACGUUUUUUGUCCCAAAGGAUACCACACGCAGCUGCGGAGGCUGCCAGCUCCAACUGCAGCAAACACAAGUCGAUGACUGAGAACUCCGCCUCCCAUGAUGGACAAGAAAAGUGCCAACGGCUUUCAGACCAAGGCCAGUGAGGGCAGUGUUCAGAGGAAGCAGCUGCCCUACUCAGUGGAAACUCCCUAUGGCUUCCACCUGGACCUGGAUUUCCUUAAGUAUGUUGACGAUAUUGAAAAAGGCAAUACCAUCAAAAGGGUCCACAUUCAGCGCAGGGUCAAGGGCCCACCUAAAUUCAGCACUCUGCCCAGAAAUUUCAGUCUUCCUGGACAUGGAGUCAGGCCACCCCCUAAGGAAAAGGACAACACAUGGUCAGGGACAUCAACCCUGGGACCCAAGCCUAAAUCACGGGUGACAGAGGUCCAACAGUUUUUUGACUUCAGGACAAGUGAAGGAGGAACUUCCAGCAAGGGGCCAAUCGGUCAAGGAACUGGCUACGUUUUAUCUAAGCCCAGAGAUGAAGUAGGAGCUGGGGCUCGGGAUGUUGAAGAGAAAAAUGUGGGGAUUCAAAGUCGGCCGAACCUGCUCAGAGCAUCAAGCAUGCCCAUCACCCUACAGCAGCGGAAAGGUUCUGAUUCAAGCAGUCCAGACCGUACUGUGGGAACGCCAGAGAGCGGCUCAACGGAGAACAUGUUCCGAGCUUCACCAGACAUAACAGAGAGACGGUGUGUUCCCCAGGAUCGGACAGGGCUUCACCAGCAGAUCACAGUGGCACUGAAGCGGGUCAGAGAGCUGGAAGAGCAGGUCAAAACCAUCCCAGAACUAAAGGCUCAGAUCUGCUCACUGAGAGAGGAAAGGGAGCAGCUACUGCUUCAGCUCCAAGCCCAAGUCCAAGCCCAGGCCCAAGCCCAUGCCCAGGCCCAGGCCCAGGCCCAAGCCCAAGCCCAGGCCCAAGCCCAAGCCCAAGCUUCCACAGCAUCCUCUACUAUAGUACCAUAUUCUGAUUCUGGGACACACACACAGCCACAAGGACACAGACCUUCAGAAGGACUCAACUUAGCUCUGAUGACUCAACCCACUGGAGUUUUAGAAGCGUCAGAGCACAUGCCAACAAAGCCGGUAACAGGGAAAGAGAAACAAGGUGUGACAGAGAAAAGUAGAGUGUUACAAAAAGAGAGGGAAAUAAAUCAGGAAUCUGUCAAGAGUUCCUCAGCACACAGAGAAACACAGCCAAAAUCUGAAAGACAAACACAACCGUCAGAAAAAUCAGACAAACAAAAAGAGACAUUAGAGAGUCCACUGCAGCAGGCAGUGCAAAAGCUAUCACAGAACAUUGCAGGACAAGAAUUAACAUCACUUAUGGUGGCUAUAAAAGAUGCAGAGCCUAGCAGUAUUCAGGAUGGUAAUGCAGCAAAAACAGAAAAACUUGACGACCCAGAUAGUACGCAGAAGCUACAGGAUAAGCUAAUGAUACUGGAAGCUAAACUUACUCAAGCUAGCCAAGAACUUGAUAGAACUAAUACUCUUUUGAAAGAACAAUUACAGGAGAACAAGGUAAAAGAGGAGAGAAUACUACAACUGAGUGAGGGAAUCAGAGUGGAGGUGUGUACUACAGAAACACACAGCAGGCCAAGAAGAGAAAGUAUUGACACAGGGACAGAGACAGAGAAAGUAGGUUUUGCCAACCAAGAGACAGAGACAGAAUCACCUGGUACAAUAGAUAAGGGAACAGAUACAGAUAGAAUCUGUAUUGAAGUGUGCAUUCCCAAACCAAGGACUGGAAGUAUAGAUCAAGAAAUAGACACUAGUAACGUCGACUCACAUGAACAGGUCACAGAGAUGGAGGCAGAAGUAGCUGCUGUGAGCCCACCAAGACCCAGAGCCAACAGCAUGGAACGGGGCACAGUAACUGAGAGGAUCGCCACUCAGGAUCAGAUGACCGAGACACCCAUAGCAGAAAGGGUAAACCAAGUCACAGAAACAGAGGGAGAGACAGUAACGGAUCAUCCACAAAGACCGAGGGCCAGCAGUGUGGACCAGGGAACAGAGACAGAGAGAGUGGAUUAUGUGGACAGGGUGACAGAGACAGAGCGAGCACAGAGAACGGACCAGCAGACUGAGACAGAGAUAAACAGACGCCAGGAUAACAAUCCAGCCAGAGGUGCAGAAGCAGAGAGUCAAGUGAGAGAAAAUGCAGACAGUGAAAGAGUAGAAGAUGUAGGUACUGUGGUCAGUGAAAGACUGGAAGAUAAGGAAGCAAAUGAAAGUAUUCAGAGAGAUAGUGGAGACAGUGAAAGCUUGGUUGUGAAAGUUGUCACAGAGAGUUCAGUUGCAGUUAUAGAAAGCAAAGUUGAACAGACUGUAGUUUCAGAUAUUGUAAGCCAGGAUGAAGACUUUACCUGUCCACUUGUUGCAGCAAGGGGACAUACAGAAUCUAAGAUUGAAAUGGUCAGGGCCAAGACUGACUCAGAAACAAAAGAAAUUAUACCCCCCAAGAGUGAAGUAACAGAUAUUGUUGAAACACAGCAGAUUACAGUGGAGACUGUAGAGAAGAAACAAACAGAAGAAGGUCAGAUUGUGUGUGCAACAAUCAAAGACACUGUAGUAACUGACAUAGUUGUAAUAACAGCAGAGAAUACAGCUAUGAAAGCAGUAGCUCCUGUACGACCCCAGAGAGGCAGAAAACCCUCAGCAGAACAAGCACAGCCUUCACCUCAACUUGAGACUGCAUCUGUACAGCCUCGUCUGGGAUCCAGUGAAACUCAAGCCCAGCAGUCCCAGUCCCAGGUGCAGGUACAGGGUCCACCUCAGCUCGAGACUCAAACCCCAACACAGCUGUCUGAACCACAGAUACAAUCGCAAUCACAACCUCAGACUGAGACCUCUCCAGCCUCUAGUGAAGUCCAAACCAGGCCCAAAUCAAUUCAAGACCUGUCUCAAACUACUGCACCUCGUCGGGCCUCGAAAGAGCUGAAAGAAACACAGAAGGGAUCCGGUGUAUCAAAACCUCUUAGUCGUGGAUCAGGGGAAGCCCAGGCCCGCGCAACUCGCCAGGGUUCAUGUGACACCCAACCUCUGUCUCAGGGCUCUCGUCGACGUUCCAGUGAGACUCAACCCCUUCACAAAGAUGGUGGCGAGACGCAAUCACUGCGCAGAGGUUCCAGUGAAACAGCCCAGCGCCGUGGUUCAAGUGAAGCCCAAGCCUCACGUCGGGACACAGGCGAGGCCCAGCCCCCUCGCAGAGGCUCCAGUGAGUCACCAACAUCUCCUGCGGCUUUAGGCCAAGUCGUAACCCGGUUAACAGGGCUUCUGGGGGAGCAGUGGGCACAGCUGGGGAGCAGCUCUGGAACUCAACAGACGGCCAGCCAGCAGGAGAGCCCUAGCACACAGAAACAGACGGCAGGGAAAAGAGCAGAGGCAGGCAAAGGAGCGCCAGCCAAGCCAGCGGGGAAAGCAGUCCCUGCAGCAACAACAGGGAAACCAGCAGGGAAGCCUGGUCCUUCCAAAAUGAGCUCUAUUCAAAGUCAACUGGUCAGCUCCCUCAGUGUCCUCUCUGCCUUCUACUCACCAGGCCAGAAAGCUGCUGCUGCCAGCAAACAGCAAGAACAAGGUCUCAAAUCUAUUAUGAAGAAAAAUGGUGUUGCUGACAAGCAGGGGAACAAGGGAGCCAAGAAAAACCUGAAGUUUGUUGGGGUGAAUGGAGGAGAGAAAGUUGACAAGAAUUUUAUAGACGCCUGCCUCUAUGUAAAAGACCGCAUGGAGGAGGUUUCAUCCCCAGAUAAAGAAAUGCGUCAGGUUUUAGUGGUGCUCUACCAGGAGUGGUUCAGGGUCUCCAGUCAGAAAGACUCACAGGCCGAUACCGUCAGAUUAUACCUGCGACAAGUGAGCUUGACCACACCCACUCUCUUGCCAUAUGUAGUUAACCUCACAGACGGCAAUGGAAAUAUGGCUCUCCACUACAGCGUGUCGCAUUCAAACUUCCCUGUGGUCAAACUGCUGUUGGAUACUGGUCUAUGUGAGACAGACAAUGUGAACAAGGCAGGCUAUACUCCAGUAAUGCUCGCUGCUCUGACGGCUGCUGACAGCCCUGAUGAUCUGGAGGUGGCACAACAACUGUUGAAACUUGGUGACGUCAAUGCAUGCUCCAGACAGGCAGGCCAGACGGCACUCAUGCUUGCGGUGAGCCAUGGCCGCGUUGCCAUGGUGAAGCUGCUUCUGAGCUCCGGCGCGGAUGUAAAUGCCCAGGACCGCGAGGGCUCCACAGCCCUGAUGUGUGCCAGCGAACACGGACACACACACAUUGUUCGUCUGCUGCUGGAGACAGGUCGCUGUGACCUCAGUCUCAAAGAUAAGAAUGGACAAACAGCACAGUCGGUGGCAGAAGGAGCCUCCCACCCAGACAUAGUUGACCUUCUGAAGGCCCACGCUGAGACCUGAGCCUCUGACCCCUCAUCUACCACAGACCUCCUCUGAGCCAGUCCGACCCUGUUUACUCCAAACCACUCCAGCUAGCCUACCCCCAAACUCUUCAAUUUACAAGACCCUCUGCCCGUCAACAGAGAGGGAAAAGGUUGAAUUAAGGAAACCAAACAAGACUCUGUAUGACUCCUUGGAUAUGCUCUGUUUACCGUGGAACUACAUAUAAACCUCUUAGACUAGAGUGUCCAGCAAUGUACACCCACAUGUUUCUUCCAAAUCUCUGCCAACAUGCCCUGUGGGUGUUUAUGGAUAUGCUGCAUCAACCACUUAGUGGACAGACAACAAAGGGCGCUGGUCAGAUAGAUGAUAAGACAUUGCCAUAGUAACAAGUGUGAUUGACAGGAUAUUGCUUCAGGGACGGGUGAGAAUAUAAAGUGGAUGAACAGAUACUCUGACGAACUGCUGCUUUCUAUCAUCAACUAGCUCUUGAAGCAAAAUACUAAGCACAUGAUCUACCUUUCAAAUAUACAAUAUUAAAUAUGACAUCAUUUCUAUUUUUUCUUUUACGACAUUGACAUCAUUCUUUUCAUAUUUGGACAUAAGCCAUUAUUGAGAACAUAGUAUAUGUAGAAUGUUAUUCUAACAGAUUAUAAUCAUAUACAAACACAGAAAAUGUAUUUUCUACUGCACUUUUUUUAUUGUGUUUGUGUACAGUAAAUAGUCCUCUCAAAUAUAGAUGUCCAGAAGAAACUAUAUAUAUAUAUAAAUAAAAGUGCAAAUUAGAAAAUGAUAUAAAAGAACUUCUGGUCAAAUUUCCCAUCAUUCAUUAGAUAUUUUACAUCAUUUAAUGUAUUUUGUUUUUGCCAUAGUAGUGAUGUUUUUCACGUACAGGACAUGGGUGAUCAUCAUUUUUGAAUUAUUGAAAAACAGAUGGUUUAAUGAGAGAUAAAAUGUUUCUGUUGGACACAAAACAAAUGAUUUUUAUAACCACAAUAUAACCAGACUGAAGAAAGACACAAGUCUUCUAACAAGAAGAUUGUAUUGUUCGGAAGUUGCUGCAUGCCAAUACACAGUUACUCCCCCUACUGGCUGUCUUAUCGUACUAAACAACAGUAUGUUGUAAUACUGUCUGUUCUCAUGAUUAACAUCUCUCUCCUUCAACGUCCCUUAGUUGAAAUAUAAUGUAUGUCUUGUUCGCCUGCUCGUUUCAAAUCAAUCAUGUAUGCAACUGCUACAAAAUGCACAAUGAAUGUCAGGCUGGCUGUGAUACAUUCCAAGAAAAAAUGUAGCAAGUCUAACCAUACUGGCAUGGAUCAUGGGACUAACCGAGCCAUAGGCUGUCAGUGGAUAUAUCAAACAUAGGUAUGAGUCUGGAUAUUUUUACCACGUUCAACAAAAAAUAUUUAGUUACUAUGGAAAAUCUUGAUUACAAAGAUCAGAUCUGCCUGUCUUAAAGUUACUAGUUAACUUGUUCCUGCCUAAAGGAAUUAAUAUUAUAAAAUGGUAAACUGAACAGAUCUUUAAACUGAAAGUAAAGGGUUGCUUAUGGCUUGCAGUCCUGAAAGAAGCAAUAUCAAUGAAAUACUACCUUUUCAAUCAGACACUAGGUAGGGAGAGUGGGCUUCGGUCUAGCCUUAAUCAGAUGACCGUCCUACAUUUUAGAGGUGAGAUGUGUUUCAGGGAGUGUGGUCUUGUUUUUCCACAAACUUACACCCAUAUUCCUAAAGUAUCUUAAAACAGGAAUACUGGUCUGAUAAAAUGUUUACAACUUAACAGCUCCCCUUCAGUGGACCCAGCAGAUAUCAUCCGUUACGGUUUACAGGAAACAAAGGGAUCAAUCAUUUUCAGGCAUCUAGAGGAGGGUUUUCACUUGACUGACUGGUGAACAAAACCGUACUUCAUUUUUAUAGGUCGGCAUUUGAAUUAAAGUUUUAAAAGGGUACUCCAGCUAUUUUGUAUUGCACCUCCAAACUGAGACAGUCUUAAAAAGAAAAUGGUAAAAAAUAGAAGCAGCAGAGGCCAAGAUAUCCAACUGUUUUCACAAGCUGAGUAGUACUCAUGAGAACAAGCAAGCUGACCUAAAUGUUUAAAUUUGCUGUAGUGCCUCUUUAAAUGGUGACUUGGGUUUGCUGGGGUUACUGAAGGCGGAAUUUAAAGGGGAAUACCACUCAUAUUAACAACUGCCAGUCAGAAAGUAAAUCUACAGUGAUUCUACAGCAUUUGUUUCUUACUGACAACUCACACAUCUCAGCUCUUAUUGUUACUUUUAGAAAGCUUAACAACUUUCUUUCUGAGAUGCAGUGUGAUCUAACCACUGAUCCUGCACCAGUAUUCUCUCAUUCCCAGACACUUUAUUAAUGUGGGUGCUAAUAUGGGACUGUAUAGACUGACAUGAAGAUAGACCUAUUAUAUAUAUAUAUAUAUUAUAUAAGUAUCUUGAUUAUAUAGUAGUAUACACAGUGGCUGCAUUUACUCAGCAACAAUGGGAAUUUUUCAACAGUGGCCUAAUAGCCAGGUCAUUAUAAUUUGUUGAGUCACAAAGUAGCACAGAUUUUCCUUCAACAAUGAGACUGCAUUUACACAAUAUCAGAAACUCUGACUUUGAACUCUGUGCAGCACAUCUGAUCAUCACUGGUUGUCUGUAUAUUAAGGGGAUGGAAAUUAUAGUCUGUGUAGCUUCCCACAUUUCAGACAGCUAAAGGAUGAUCUGAUCUGUGCUGUGUGAAAUAUCUGGUAUAUCUGGUCUUCCGUGCCUGUGUAUUAAGUCUUAAAAUAAGUCACAUCCAUAUGUUUAAUCCAGUGUGACCCAGAUGUAAUAAGGUUUCAUAACUGGCUUAACACCAAAGAACUGAAAUCAAAUCUGUUUCACAGGGGGUUAAGUAUAUAGUUGUAUUGGUUUCUGUAAAUUCAGCCAAAUACAUGUACAUAUAGUAUUGUGAAAAAUAUAUAACAAGUAUUGUCUGACAGUUUGCUCUAAAAAUUAUAUUAAGUAUUUAUUCCAAAUGCUAUAUUUUUUACCAUAUAUAGUAUACUUAUGUAUGCAUGGACAAAUAUUCCAGUGAUUCUGUUGGAGGGGAAUUUGGAUGAUUGGAAAUUAAGCUGAGUGUUCCCUGAUGAUGUGAUUAUUCAGAUUAUCUGAUUGGUCGGGUGGUAUAGUAUAGUAGUGGUAUGUGUGAUUUGACAAGGUUGUGGACUGUGUCAUGUGCCCUUUAAUGCUACCUUUGACAUUUGUGGGGAAAAUAUGAAGCAGAUUUGACACUGGCUUAAGCUAUAAGGGUAAUGUCUCCCUUGUUUAAAUACUGAAAAUCGAAGUGUAUGUACAUGACAGAGUCAAAUGUAAAAACCUGUACCUCUAAAAUAUUCCUUGUACAAUGGGCUUAUAUGUUACAGAGAACUACUUCUAAAUAAAUAAAU
Morone saxatilis (striped sea-bass) is the source of this 8086-nucleotide messenger RNA. It is a transcript of the gene kank4, whose product is annotated as KN motif and ankyrin repeat domains 4. NCBI's taxonomy places the organism in Eukaryota, Metazoa, Chordata, Actinopteri, Moronidae. Gene Ontology annotation, biological process: negative regulation of actin filament polymerization. Gene Ontology annotation, molecular function: protein binding. The record is from RefSeq and is a predicted model, not a curated record. Gene Ontology annotation, cellular component: cytoskeleton; cytoplasm.